This is a messenger RNA of Volvox carteri f. nagariensis, 1632 nucleotides long. RefSeq lists its product as uncharacterized. The record is from RefSeq and is a predicted model, not a curated record. The coding region runs from base 1 to 1632 and encodes 543 amino acids. The transcript is spliced from 7 exons. Lineage: Eukaryota; Viridiplantae; Chlorophyta; Chlorophyceae; Chlamydomonadales; Volvocaceae.
AUGAACUCCAGUAUGGACGUCCUCCGACCCAGGCAUAUUGUAUUUGAGGACUUUUCAGGGACCUUGAUGGACUCGAGCGUAAAAGUCGCAAAAGACGCAAAGCUCACGUUAAAGCCUUCUGUGUCCAUGAGCACAGAGGAGAUCAUGGCCAAGCUUGCAGGUUUAGCAAGCACUAUCCGUGAGGCACAAGGCAACAUACAGCAGCACCUUGAUGCCACCACAACAAGUGCGUCGGAUAUGCUAGAGGCGACAGGAGGGAGACUUCCAGUAGAAACCCACGUACUUGGCCAGAAGGCCAACUGGAAAUUUCAGGGUGCGAAGGAGGCCUUCCUGGCAGAGCUGAAGAUGAUGCGGGAUGUGGGAGAGCUGCUGGAUACAGACUUCUCGUCCGAAUACUCCCUGCCUAAACAGGACAUCAUGGCUCUGAAGACCCAGAUAAAGGACAUCAAUGCUUCUAUCAAACAGGUUGAAGAAGAGUUGAAGAACGGUGUCCAGCAGCUUGCACGUCUUUACGAUAACGCCAACAAAUUGGCUACACAGGCGGCGGGACAGCUGCCUCACAUUGAGGCUGACCUUCGGGACUACAUGGCUGCGCGGCACGCGCCACCUUGUUCUGCAACGGAGGACAUGAACGAGGCCGAGCUGUUACGGCUGCUGGCUGAGGAAGAGGCUCGUGCAGCACUGCUGGAGCAACAAGCUGCGUCGUCCGCGGCCAGCUGGGCGGCGGAGGAGACCAGAUACGCCACAAUGCACGAGGCAAUCCGCGCUGGUCUAGAACAGAUUCGGGAUCUGGAGGAGGAUUGCAACGCAGCGGCCAAAAAGCAGGGCGCGCAGCAUGCAGAACGGCUCCAGAGGUUCGACACACUGGCUUCUACUGUGUCACGCUUGACGGGCGUAGAAGUGGCGGAACAGGACGCGAACCAGCUGCAUUUGACCAUAACACAGAGCAUCCCCCGCUCGAUGCCCGGGCGUGAACAGUUCCCAGGGGUGGCUUCCCAAACACCCCAGGACACUGCAAUUGGUGCCGUCGAUGCCAGUGGCGUUGGAGCGGUGGUGGCCGAGCACGUGCUGACCAUCGAGUUUGAAGCGCCUGGCUCAGCGCAGCUGCGCGCUGCAACGCUUAACCCCCCCGCGGUGGAUAUUGGUGAAGCAGUGAAGGCGGCGCUUGUGGUGCAGACGUCAGCAGGGGCCGAGGCGGCCGUAGUGUUGUCAAGUCUGGUGAUCGACGUGAAGGCGCGCAUCCGCAAGCACUGCAGGCGCCAGUUGCAACUGGAGGAUGCAAACAAUCAGUACCCGCUGCAACCCACCACCGUAUCGCUGGAGGUGCUGCGCUGCGUCUUGCCUAAUAAGGUGGAGGUGGAGGUCCUAGUGCCGAUGGCCUGGCCGGAGGAGCCCGGAGUGCAACUACAGCUCGUGGAGAUUCAAGCCCCAAAGGCGUCGCACAACUCGGCACAUCUCCUGGCUUGCUUGCGACAGGAGCUUCAAGACGCCUAUGCUGGCAGCAAGGCAGGCGGUGUUCACGCAACGGCCCGGCGACGACAACUACAAAAUUGCAGCCUCCGGGAGAUGUUGGACUGGGUUUACAGCAGCGUCGUAGCCGAGCAAGGUCAAGGGGGCGGAGCUGCGAGCUGA